UCCAGCUUGGGCCAGAAGCCUGAGGGCCACACAGAAGUUGGUGAGCUUGCAGGCAGGUUCCUCACCCCUGUGGCCAUGGGCGGCAACAUUGGGCAGCUUGGCAUUCAUACCUCUAAGUCCCUAGCUGCGGAGGACCCCUUUGACCCUGUGGAGCCACCCAAAAGACCCACGAGCAAUCUCAUCAUGCACAGCAUGGCCAUGCUUGGCCGGGAGUUUUGCUAUGCGGUGGAGGCCGCCUACGUGACUCCGGUGCUGCUCAGCGUGGGGCUGCCCAAGAGUCUGUACAGCACGGUGUGGCUCCUCAGCCCUGUCCUGGGAUUCCUGCUGCAGCCUGUGGUGGGAUUAGCCAGCGACCACUGCCAGGCCAGGUGGGGCCGGCGGAGACCAUACAUCCUCACCCUGGGCCUCAUGAUGCUCUCGGGCAUGGCUUUGUACCUCAACGGGGACGCUGUUGUAUCAGCUUUGAUUGCUGAUCCAAGAAGGAAGCGGAUUUGGGCCAUAACCAUCACCAUGAUAGGUGUAGUUGUCUUUGAUUUUGCUGCUGACUUCAUUGAUGGGCCCAUUAAAGCCUACUUAUUUGAUGUCUGCUCCCAUGAGGAUAAGGAGAGGGGCCUCCACUACCAUGCCCUCUUCACAGGUUUUGGAGGUGCCUUGGGUUACCUUUUGGGUGCCAUCGACUGGGCUCAUCUGGAGAUAGGAAGAGUGCUGGGCACAGAAUUCCAGGUCAUGUUCUUCUUCUCCGCCUUGGUGCUCACUCUGUGUUUUAUUAUUCAUCUCUGCAGUAUCCCUGAAGCCCCACUUAGAGAUGUUACAAAGGACACAUCCCCACAGCAAGCCCCCCAGGACUUUCCAUUGCCAUCAGACAAAAUGUACCAGUAUGGGUCUAUUGAGAAAGCUAAAAACGGUUCUGUAAACCCAGAGCUGGCAUUGAAGGGAGAAAAAAACAAAAAUCCUGCUGAACAGACUAGGAAGGCAAUGACCAUGAAGUCACUGCUGAGGGCGCUGGUGAAUAUGCCUCCCCACUACCGCUGCCUUUGCAUCAGCCACUUCAUUGGAUGGACCGCCUUCCUAUCUAACAUGCUCUUCUUUACAGAUUUCAUGGGCCAGAUUGUGUACCAAGGAGAUCCCUACGGUGCACACAACUCCACAGAGUUUCUCAUCUAUGAAAGAGGGGUCGAGGUUGGAUGUUGGGGCCUGUGCAUCAAUUCCGUGUUUUCCUCACUUUAUUCUUACUUUCAGAAACCUUUGGUAUCCUACAUCGGAUUAAAGGGUCUUUAUUUCAUGGGGUAUUUGCUAUUUGGCCUGGGGACAGGAUUUAUUGGGCUUUUCCCGAACGUCUACUCCACCCUGGCUCUGUGUACCUUGUUUGGUGUGAUGUCCAGUACUCUAUACACUGUGCCCUUUAACCUCAUUGCCAAGUACCACCGCGAGGAGCAGGAGGAGAAGAGACAGCAGGCCCCGGGAGGGAGCCCGGACGGCGGUGGGAGAGGGCAGGGCCUGGCCUGCGCCGUCCUCACCUGCAUGGUGCAGCUGGCUCAGAUCCUGGUUGGAGGUGGCCUGGGCUUUCUGGUCAGCAAGGCUGGGAGCGUCAUCGUGGUGAUCACGGCCUCUGCGUUGGCGCUGAUCGGCUCCUGUUUUGUGGCUCUCUUUGUUAGAUACGUGGAUUAGGUCAAUAAACAUUGUCCCUUCCCUCAGACACAGGGAAGUCCAUG
Molecule: messenger RNA, 1712 nt
Organism: Zalophus californianus (California sea lion)
Lineage: Eukaryota; Metazoa; Chordata; Mammalia; Carnivora; Otariidae
Gene: SLC45A2
Product: solute carrier family 45 member 2
Exons: 7
Coding region: 76-1668 (530 amino acids)
Biological process (GO): transmembrane transport
Cellular component (GO): membrane
Molecular function (GO): sucrose:proton symporter activity
Source: RefSeq, a predicted model, not a curated record